Messenger RNA from Menidia menidia (Atlantic silverside), 708 nucleotides. The record is from the annotation of a GenBank genome assembly. NCBI's taxonomy places the organism in Eukaryota, Metazoa, Chordata, Actinopteri, Atheriniformes, Atherinopsidae.
AUGGAGCGGAUGGAGUCGAUGGAGCCCAUUUCGGCUUACUAUACCACGGCUUACCCAGAGAUCCAACCCGACAGCGGCUAUGGAUCCAGAGAGACCACCGAGAACGCAGCCAAGACCCCACCACCUCCGGCAUAUGAUGAGGAAUUGGUACACAAGACAAUCCUGGUUGGGGACAGUGGUGUUGGGAAGACAUCCCUGCUGGUGCAGUUUGACCAGGGAAAGUUUAUCCCUGGCUCCUUCUCUGCUACAGUUGGUAUUGGAUUCACGAAUAAAGUGGUGACUGUCGACGACGUAAAGGUCAAACUACAGAUUUGGGACACGGCGGGACAGGAACGGUUCAGGAGUGUAACACAUGCUUAUUACAGAGAUGCACACGCUUUACUGCUUUUGUAUGACAUCACCAGCAAAUCAUCCUUCGACAACAUUAGGGCGUGGUUAACAGAGAUUCAUGAGUAUGCACAGAGUGAUGUUGUCAUCAUGUUGCUGGGCAACAAGUCUGACAUGAGCAGCGAUCGAGCGAUUAGGAGAGAUGAAGGAGAGCGACUGGCCAGAGAAUAUUCAGUUCCUUUCAUGGAAACGAGUGCCAAAACGGGAGUCAAUGUUGAGCUGGCCUUCAUAGCUGUUGCUAAGGAAUUAAAGCACCGGGCUGUCAAACACCCCAACGCGCCCAAGUUCCAGAUCCAUGAAUAUAUUGAGUCACAGAAGGAG